Molecule: messenger RNA, 11485 nt
Organism: Patella vulgata (common limpet)
Lineage: Eukaryota; Metazoa; Mollusca; Gastropoda; Patellidae
Product: phosphatidylinositol 4-kinase beta
Exons: 15
Coding region: 265-3168 (967 amino acids)
Biological process (GO): phosphatidylinositol-mediated signaling; phosphatidylinositol phosphate biosynthetic process
Cellular component (GO): membrane; cytoplasm
Molecular function (GO): 1-phosphatidylinositol 4-kinase activity
Source: RefSeq, a predicted model, not a curated record
UCAAGAUGGCUGUCUGAAAUGAAUGGAUCCCCUAGGUAUACGAACAAUAUCAACUGUCUUUUAACACUAAUUAUCUUGGAUACGGCUUUAUCAAAUAGAAAGGUUAUUUAGUAUAGGGGUAUUUGUACUGUUUCAAACCAAAAUGGCAGAAUCCUGAAUAAAUUACAGAAACAAUCAAACACAUGAAAUAAAAUACAACAUCUAACGUGAAUAAUGAAAGGGACAUGGGUGAACAAUUUAAUAACUAUUAAAUAGACCUAAAAUAUGACAUCAUCUGAAUUAAUGAAAGUUGAGUUUGAGGCACCGUCAUCUAUUUUAAGUAAAUCUAGUUCUUCGAUACACAAUGCAGCUAACUCUGUAAGCCAAUCAACUCUAUCCUUUUAUGUGGAUAGGAAAGCUGGCGAUUCGGAGGUGAACGGCAAUUAUCAAAGUAUGGAGAGCGAUAAGAAUCACCUGGAGGAACGAAUGAGACAAGCCUUGCGUUUAGUACCAAACGGACUCCUGCCACAAGAAAAUCAGGCCAAGCUGCAUCAAGCCAAACCACACUCUGUUCAUUUUACUGACCAAAAUAACAUCACGAACAUCUGUGACCGUGUCUCGCCAUCUUUAUUGGAGAGAAGUCUCUCGUACUCGGCAGUCGAACAAACAAAUACUUCCGAAUUACUACACGUCGCUGAUCAAUCGACUCUUAAUCAGACUAAUCCUGACCAAUCAGAUUCAAUGAUACAAGACGAAGGAUUAGUAGAAGAGGGUGUGGAUGUAGCCAUGGCAACUGAUAUUGAAUGUUGUGUAAAUGGUGGAGAAAAUGUGGAGGGGGUGGGGAUGGACGUGGUUUCUAUGGAAACGAACAAAACAGACAAACUGGAUCCGAAAUCAUUGCAAUUAAAUUUACAUCAUGUCGGCAAAAAUGUCCACAUUUCCACGUGUGAUUCGAAGUCUGCGAAAGAAAGAUCACAAAUGUUGAAAAAAACAAAAGUGCCACCUCCCAAACAAUCGUGGUUAUUGAGAUUAUUCGAGUCGAAACUGUUUGAUAUGUCAAUUGCUAUCUCGUAUUUAUUUAAUUCUAAAGAACCAGGCGUCCAGUCUUAUUUAGGAAAUCGUUUAUUUAGUUUUAGAGAUGAAGAGAUAGAUUUAUAUUUACCACAAAUAGUCAACAUGUAUAUACAGAUGCAUGAUGUUGCUGAAGCUAUACAUCCUUAUAUUGUACAUAGAUGUAGAUACAGUAUAGAGUUCUCCAUUCACACGGCCUGGUUGCUAGGUGCAUACUCCGCAGAUGUAUUAAAACCAACGUGGAAGAACUCACAGGGAAUUAAGUUAAAAAAUCUCAUUUUAAACGAAGAAUUAAGACCGCCACCACCAAAACACUUAAAAAGUGAUUCUACUUUACCUAGUCCAACUUACACAAAGCACUUACAGUCAACAGAGAUUACAGCACCAACAUCACCUACAGGAUCGAAAAAAACACAUAUCAGGUCUCGUUCUGAUGCCACAGGUAUAUAUUUAAAACACAGUGAAAGUCAACCAGCUUUAUUAAAUGCUAUAAAUGUAAUGGGUGAUUUGACAACUGGUCGGGCGUUUGAUAAUGGUUGUACAUGUCAUAGGAGCUCAGAGGCCAUGUUUAAUAAUUUAACUGGUAGAGAAACACUGUGUUCAUGUGAGGCUCCGAGAUUGAUGCCAGAAUUAGAGUUUGUAAAAUCUUUAAUGAGUAUUGGUAUCAGAUUACAAUUACUGCCAACAAAAGAACUAAGAACAUCUAGAUUAAUAGCUGAAUUAGCGAUGUUAAAUUUAAACCUACCAGCUCGUGUUUGGUUACCUAUUUCUGAUAAAGGUAUACAUCAUAUAGUUCGUAUACCACAUACACAAGCUGUUGUCCUUAACUCAAAAGAAAAGGCACCGUAUUUAUUAUAUGUAGAAGUAUUAGAAUGUGAAAAUGCUGCUUCUAGUCAGGUACCAAGUAAAAUAUUAGAGAAUACGCUACGAUUUACACGAUCAGAAGAAGAUCUAUCAGGUCAUUAUUGUAACCGUGGUAACGGAUCACCACGAGGAGAGUUCAGUGUCUAUGGUAAUUCUACAGAUUUUGAUGAUGCUGAUUGCUGGUCUCAAGAAGAUGAUGAAAUUAUUCAGUUUGCAUUAAAAUGUCGACCUAGUGAUACAAUAUCCCAGAUGUCCACGGAGAGUUCUACCAGUGCUGAUAGUAAGGAACCUGUUUAUAUAGCAGCCGGUGAUAUACGCAGACGGCUCUCAGAAAAUAUCACCGCACCAAAAGGAAAGUUUGAGAGAGAUCCGGAUGACCCAUCAGCAGCAGCUCUUAAAGAACCCUGGGAAGAGAAAGUACGUAGAAUACGUGAAUCAUCACCAUAUGGUCACAUGCCUAACUGGAGAUUAAUGUCAGUUAUAGUGAAAUGUGGAGAUGAUCUAAGACAAGAAUUACUUGUUUAUCAAGUUUUAAAACAAUUACAGAGUAUAUGGAGACAAGAACACGUACCCCUGUGGAUAUUUCCAUAUAAGAUUAUCGUAACAUCUAACAACAGUGGUAUGAUAGAGCCAGUCCUCAACGCUAUAUCAUUACAUCAAAUCAAAAAGCACAGUAAAAUGACAUUACGUGAUUAUUUUAUACACGAGUUCGGUCCACCUACUAGUGAAGAGUUUUUAACAGCACAGAGAAACUUUGUACAGAGUUGUGCCGGUUAUUGUUUAGUGUGUUAUUUAAUGCAGGUUAAAGACAGACAUAAUGGUAACAUUUUACUGGAUGCUAACGGACAUAUUAUACAUAUUGACUUUGGUUUUAUCCUGUCAAACUCACCUGGUAAAAAUCUCGGAUUUGAAAAUUCAGCAUUUAAACUAACCCAUGAAUUUGCAGAGGUUAUGGAUGGGUUAGGAAGUGAUAUGUUUGAAUAUUUUAAAAUUCUGAUGUUACAAGGUUUAGUUGCUUCCCGUAAACAUAUGGAUAAAAUAUUACCACUAGUUGAAAUCAUGCAGACAGGUUCCCAGUUGCCAUGUUUCAGUAAGGGUGUGAGUACUAUUCGUUCACUUAAAGAAAGAUUCCACUUAAAUCUAACAGAAGAACAAUUACAGUUGUUGGUUGACAACAUGGUGGAAUCAAGUCUGCACUCCUUGACAACUAAACUUUAUGAUGGAUUUCAAUAUUAUACAAAUGGUAUAUUAUGAGACGGUCUCAUGAUUUUAUUCUGGAAUCGAGUUGUGCCCUUUGACCUAAGUUCUGACAGAAAGACAAAACAUUAUUUUUAGACAAGACACACAGAUCAAAAAAAAAACAACUUUGGAAUUAAUCAGGAAUUUAUUGUAAAAAAAAUUUAAAAAAAAAAAUUGACGAAUGUCUCUUUUUUAAACAAAUUGCGAACAAAGUGGUUAUUUCUAAUGGACUGAAUGUCUGUUUUGUGUAUAGAAAGUUUGCAGGUGGUUGAAAUCUGUGAAAGUUUAUGUUGAACAAUCAUAAAUGGUGAUAUGGAUCGACGCGGACGCGUAAGAGAGGUUUAACAUCUACGUUCAUUUCACACAGACAAAAAGAUAGCCAAUCACAGAUAAGAGAUAGGCAGCCACAGAAACGAGAUAACCAGUCACGCACCAGAGACAGGCAAUCUCAUGCAACCGCUGAAACAAGAUAGCCAAUCACGGGCAAGAGAAAGGCAAUCACAGAUAAGAGAUAGGCAGCCACAGAAACAAGAUGGCCAAUCAUGAGGCAAUCCCAGGCAGUUGCAGAAACAAGAUAGCCAAUCACACGCAAGAGAUGGGCAAUCACAGGAAAGAGAUAGCCAAUCACAGAUAAGAGAUAGCCACAGACAGGAGAAAACCAAUCACAGACGAGAUAGCCACAGACAGACAGGAGCAAGCCAAUCACAGAUCAAUCCUAUGUGUACUGACACACAGUCAUUAGAACGAGAUGUCUGCCACAGUAGUUAAGAAUUAAUGUAGUGUCAGUCUUUCCUCCAUAUUCAUAAAUUGUUUUAGAAACAUUCAUAAACAAUGCUGUAAUUUCCUGCUUUAUAGAUAACAUUACAUUAACAAACCAUUUGUUCCUGACAUCAACUAAAUAGUUACAUCAAUAUAACAUGGACUUCUGGCCAUUGCUUGUAGUGAGUGAUGGAAGACUACACUACACACAACAAUAACUAAUUGACAACUAGUUUCUCUGUAUUUUAAAUGUGAUUCCUGUUCAUCACACAUUAUGUGAAACCAAGGCAAUGUGUCUAUAUAUUUAUAUUGGUGACUGCCGUUUGUCUGUUUUGGGUAGGCACCUACACUAGGGCGGCUCAAAGCUACAAUUUGCAAUAUAAGGGCAGCUGAGGAGUGAGAUAGGACCUGUAGCGUUGCAAUAUCUCUUCCGGUUUUGAAGAUGUACUACUUCCGGUUCCAGCUUGUGUGUAUAUAUAUAUAAAUAUAGAUAUGAGUGACACAGGCCUUGUGGCAUUGCUCUACCUCUUCCGGUUUCAGCUAUUCUCAUGCAACUGCUAGUGUAUGUUUUAUAUGUAGAUAUCAACUCUACUGAGUGACAGUAAAGGCCUGGAGACAUUGCACUACCCCUACCACAUCCAGAGUUAUACUACUUUCAUUUUCAGCUCUACCUGUACAUGAAUGGGUAAACAGCUAGCUAGUGUAUAUAUAUUUAUAGAUAUCAACUGUAAUAAACCUGUGUAUAUAAACGUGUAAAUAACAAACUGUAAAUAAUGUCUCUAGAAAUAUAUCAUGUGCGAAAUAUGGUCACAAUAUUGCCAAAUUUGUAUUUUUAAUAUCUAUGUCAAAAUAUGUGAUUCUUAGAAAACAAGUCUUUUUCACGCAAACCUAAAUCUAAUAUGGAUGGCAACUAUGGUUGUCAUUAACCCUUUGAAUACUGAGUUCUGAAGGUUUCUCUGCAAGUGCACAGAGUUACUGUGAUAGUUAUUGCCUAGAUGUGUGGCUGUAAAUAAGUAUCGAGAAUUGAUCGCACGUAUUGUGGGCACUACAUUUUUUGUUGUCUUGGUUUAACGGCAAUAUUUCACCUGGUGGUGCCAGCAAAAUAUAUGUGAGGGCCGCAGCUUCUCGUAUUGUUGGAAAUCCAGACACUUGGUUUUAAAGGGUUAAGGGUUUUCGUGAAUUGGGCUCUUGGGGAUAUAGGACGAUGAUGGAAAUGUUCUGUAGAAUUUGCAUCCGACUAACACAAAUAGAGGAUUUUUACCUUUAAUACAGAAAUCCUGGAAUGAAAUUUUAAAAAAUCAAGAAAUUUGUCUAGAGAAUAUAAGGUUUUUAAUAUUUGCAUAUUUAUUGUUCACUUUGCAAUACAAAGGAAUAUUUUGGUUAGUUGGUGAGCUACUUAAAGAUUUUUCCAUCAGAGAUUGCAGUCACCCCAUUUUUAUUUUUUAAUUUAUUUGGUUGAUAUUAUGUCCAUCUUAGUGGUGUAAGCAGCGUAUUUUACUUCUAAAUUCUAUGUCCAUCUUUAAUAUUACUUAACUCCUAUUUCACUUCUGUUUAUUGUAAUUUGAUGAUUUUUAAUUGUCCAAGGAACAAUCAAGCCAAAUUUCAUGUCGAUCAUAUUUGUAUUAGCUGAGCAAUACACUUUUUUCGAAGUGUGUCGUCUCCAAGAACAAUUAUUUCCAAGGAACAAGCAUUUGCCAAGUUUUAUAUCGACUCUACUUGUAUUAGCAAAUUAUAAGUGAUAGGCUUUUUUCGAAGGAUGUCGACUUUACUUGCAUUAGCUAAGUCAUAGACUUUAUUCGAAUAAUGUCGACUUUAUUUGCAUUAGCUAAGUCAUAGACUUUUUUCGAAGAAUGUUGACUUUACUUGUAUUAACUGAAUCCUAGACUUUUUUGAAAGAAUUUCGCCGCCAAGAACAAGAUGAGUAGCAAUUAGGGCCAAGUUCCUCUUCCGACAACUUAAAAAUCCUUAUAUUAGAAUUCUGCUGGUAAUUAGUGGGUUUAAAUUCUCACGUCACAGUUUUAUGGAAUACGAUUUACUGCAUCUUACAGACAAUCUCGUUAAAACACAGAUCCUAUUUCGUUUCGUUUUAUAUAGUUCAAAAUUUCGUUUUACUUGCCUUUACUACAGUAGAAUCUGGAAGAGUUGUUAUCAUUGACGUGUUCUCAAUGGUGUUAGGGAUUGGUCAAUGAAACGGUCUGUUACGGCGAGUUCUUGGGCUUUUAAUGCACGAAACUGUGGGUAAACCACUGGAAACGUUAACGCUGAUUGAUAAAUCAAUGUGUGACGUCAUAGGGUCAAAAGCCGCUAUAACUUGUCAGAUCUUCAUCUAGUGUAGGCCAUCGAAAGUAUAAAAAAACGAAACAAAAUAUAGAUCUGUAUUUUUUUAAUCAGAUUGUCUUACUAAGCGACAUUUCAUGAUUGCUUUAUAACAAGUAGAGUAGCCUAGUUGAAGUGUCGCUCAGUAAUAAACAGUGAUUGUAUUAUUCCAUAGAAUUGUGACCAGUGUAUCUCAAUUUAAUUACUAAAUACAAUUUAAACAAUUUGGUUAAAUUCUGUCUAGAUAUCUUGUAUUUAAUAUUUUACUUUGUUCUCUAGUCAAAGGAAACAUAUUGGUAUUCUCUCCAAUUUAUGUACUGUCAAGCAAUAGAUUUAUGCGUCAAACAAUUAAUGCAACUUACCAUACAGUAAGCACUGUCUGUGUGUGUGUGUGUGUGAAAUAGCUUUAUUUAACGUCCGCUUCCAUCGAUAUGAUAUCACAGACAAAAGAAUUUCAUUUGAGUAACGCAAUUGUGUUGUAGGUUUGGUUGAACAAAUUCCUUCUUAAUCCAAAAAUUUCAGAAUCUCCUUUCUUACAAAAAGGGCCGAAUUAGCAGCUUUAUAACCCCCCGGGCAAAGCAGUGCACUGGGGCCCCUACCUACACAACCACUCACAGUAAGGGUUAGGGUUAGAGUGCACUGGGGAUCCUACCUACACAAUCACACACAGUAAGGGUAAGAGUGCACUGGGGUCCCUACCUACUCAACCACUCACAGGAAGGGUUAGGGUUAGUGUGCACUUGGGCCCCUACCUACACAACGACUCAAAGGAAGGGUUAGGGUGCAUUGGGGCCUCCUACCUACACAACCACUCACAGGAAAGGUUAGGGUGCACUGGGGUCCCUACCUACACAACCACUCACAGGAAGGGUUAGGGAGUAUUGGGGCCCCUACCUACACAACCACUCAAAAUGUAAAUGGUCGAUAAAACUAAAAUCGGUGUUUAAACAUUAAAAAUACAUCCUCCUACAGCAAGUAUUAACACAUAUAUUAGCAUAGGGGAACCCGGGACUUAGAACAAAUAUAUGGAUGUAAUUAGUUCUGUAUGAUAUGAUGAUUUAUAUUGAGCCUAAGAUAUAUUGUGUUAAGGCCACAUCAAGUUGAUUUUCUGUUUCUUCAGGAACACCUGUACAAAUUUUCGGUCUUAUUUCUUUGGGAAAAAAGCCUAAUUUAAAGCCAAAAGUACUUGGUUGUGCUGUUCAAAAGUUUUUAGUUCCAAAUUUUCAAGUUUUGAAAUUUUAAACAACAUAUCUUUCACAUGAUUUAAGUGGCUGUUUAUUUACCAAGACCUCAAAGAACAGAAAAUUGAGUUUGUGUGGCCUAAAUCUGUUUUAAGUAAACUAGUCAACUGUUAUAUAAUUAUUUAUUAUAGAUUACAUUAUAAAUAUUAUAUCUUCUACUUUUAUCUUUGAGAGGGGUUUGGUGGUCGAAUGGUUAACAUGUGCAUGUUGGAUCAUAAGGUGUCAUUGAGUCAAAUGGCGUGAUUUAGAUUCCCCGCUUGUAAGUGACGAGGAGUAGGGUCGUCUGUCCAACCUUUUGGGUUUUCUCUGUGUCCUCCCACUGCUAAAGACCCCUACGCGCAACAAAUUGAACCAUAUGUUAAUUCCGAAAUGACCUAGUUUGUGUCGUGGACGUUAAACUCCAUUUCUCUCUCUCUCUUGACAAGGAGUUGGGUCACCUGCCUUACCUCUUCAUACUGCUUAAGACUGUUAUGCAGAAGCUGAAAAAAAAAAUGUACUGUAGGUUAGUCCCAAAAUGAGUAAUUUCUCCACACCAGGUACAUGUAGAGUGACUGGUAGAUAAAAUCAUGAUGUAAAUAUAUAAAUAAAUAAGGCAGGUUAACAUGUAUAUUUCGAAGUUUACAUGUAUAUCUUAUAGUUUAUAUGUAAAGCUUGAAUUUACAUGUAAAGCUUAAAGUUUACAUGCAAAUCUCGAAGUUUACAUGUAUAUCUGGACGUUUGCAUGUGUAUCUAGAAGUUUACAUGUAUAUCUGGAAGUCUUCAUGUAUAUCUUGAAGUUUACAUGUAAAUCUUGAAGAUUACAUGUAUAUCUCGAAGUUUACAUGUAUAUCUCAAAGUUUACAUGUAUAAGUUUACAUGUAUAUCUCAAAGUUUACAUGUAUAUCUCAAAGUUUACGUGUAUAUCUCAAAGUUUACUUGUAAAUCUCGAAGUUUACUUGUAAAUCUUAAAGUUUACUUGUAAAUCUUAAAGUUUACAUGUGUAUCUCGAAGUUUACAUGUAAAUCGUGAGAGAUACAUAUGUAAACUUUGAGAUAUACAUGUAAACUUUGAGAUAUACACGUAAACUUUGAGAUAUAUGUAAAUCUCUAAGCCGGUCUUACAGAACGAAAUAUAUAGUGUUUAUUUUAUAGAUAUAAAAAAAAGUUGACAUAUUUGAGAUAUUUUUGUGAUGUUCUAGCAUGUUUUAUUUAUCAAUAAAUGUAUUUAUUUUUUAUUUUUUCUCUCUUCUAUAUAUAGUUACAUUAUAAUAUUUAUUUUACAAAUCCUAAAGGCCAUACCAAUUUGAAUUUUUGUUCUUCCAGAAUACUGCUUUAAAGAUUUUUACAAUUUGAAACUUUUAAAAAAUCAAUUUAUUCCACAGGAACAUCCCCGGUUUCACAAAACAUUCACAGACUUAAGUUAAGAAUUUACUGAAAAUUGUUCGCCUUAUUUUAACAAAAAUAUACUCCUGUAUAAAACUUCUGUUGUUUUAAUGUAACAAAUACAUCAAUAAGAAACUAUGUGUAAAUUUUUGUGUUUAUGGGUCAAAGAUAUUUCUCAUAAACAGUGAUUGAAAGUUGAGUAAAUUCUUAAGUCUGAGAAUGACUUUGUGAAACUGGGGCCUGGAAGAACUUAAAAUUAGAUUGGAUUGGCCUAAUGUUUAGGCAAUAUUAUAAUCAAUUUAUAUCCAUAACUCAAAUUAUGUCCUUACUCAUUCUCGGUAUCCCCAGUGGUAUCGUUUCAUUCUUUUCCAGUAACUCCUAGAUCCAUUCACGGAGGAGACAUAUAGUCAAAUUUUUAUGGAUCAGUCAAAAAAUUCUCGAGUGGGCUAAGGGAAGUAACUCACAUUUUGUUACAACUAAGAUCAACAAAUCAGACAUUGGUAUGUAAACUGUUUUUUGAUUGGUUCAUAGAAUUAACCUACGUGGCCAAUGAAAUCAUCAAAGACAGAUAAUUUGAAUUGGUGAAAACCCCAUGAAUGGAACCAGGGAUUAUUGGAGUAGAACGGAACGAUACCACUGGAGAUACCGAUGAUGGUCCUUACUUGGCUUAGUAUAAAAACAUAAUAUUAUAGUAAGGACCUUUUAAAGUAUCUAAAAUAAACCACACAUCUUAAAUUAGUUGGGUACCAAAAUAAUGUCUGUUUACAUUUAACCACAAUAUCUAGGGUAAAUGAGUGAUGUUAUUUUAAGGUGUUUGAUAUAACAAUGUUUAUUCUGCUAAAAUUUCUGGGCCCUUAUUCACGUAAAACUUAAACUAAGUUACAACCGAAAUUUUAAGAAAUACUGCAACUUCAUUGGAUAUAUGCAAAUUGAUUUUACUGGUCAGCCAAUCGAAUUGCAGUAUUUCUUAAAAUUUCGAUUGUAUCUUAGUUUAAGUUUUUGUGAAUAAGGGCCCAGAAUUAAUAUGUAUAUUUAACAACGAUUUCGAGUAAAACUGUUUAAACAGCUAGAAUUUCUAAAUUAAUAUGCAUAUUUUGCAAUUAGUAUGAUUACUGGAAUAAGCUUAUUUCCUCUUUGAAGACAGAAAAACUAAGAUUUUUAUUUGAACUUGAUGAAAUGACGUUUGCUUAGUAACAAGGUAAAAUAGAUUACAUCUUUUGUAGAUUCUGAAUUAAGAGAAUUUGCUCCGAUUUUGUCUAGAACAUCUAGAGAUUCUAUUAUAAAAGUGCCUCUUGUCUAUGCAAAGGUAUGAUUUCUUGUCAGAUAAAAUAGAUUUUAUUCCUUUAAACAUACAUUAUGCAAGAGCUAAAUCUGGCUAUUGCAGGUCUUUCUUUAGGCCUGAAAUGUUAUCUAAAUUAUUAGACAUUAAUUAACUUAUCCAGACCAUAAUCAAUUCUCGAUGUCAUCGCUAGCCUGCGAUAUUUAGUGGAUUGGAAUAUAUUUUGUGAAGGAUGAUUAAACGUAAAAAUGGAGAAUUAAGAUUUGUUUUUUAUCAUACCGACUUUAGUAAUGAUGUUCGAGGUUAGCCUAAAAUUCAAAAUCUAAUAACUUGGUUCAGAGUGGAGCAAUUUGACUGAAAUUUUUAGCAUAUUCUUUUUACGUUAUCUAAUUUUUAACUAUUAUAACAAGAACUGUCAACUCUUUAUCUAAGCUCCCAUAAUGCCCUUUAAUGAUUUUCUAAAAGUAGAUGGAAUUUACUUAUUGAUUUUCUAAAAGUAGAUGAAAAUUACUUAUCGAUUUUAUAACAGAAAUGGAUAAAGUUAGUUGUAGGAUAGUUUGAUGGACUCUAUUUUUUAAUUAUUAUAGCAAGAACUGUCAACUCUUUAUCUUAUCUCCAAUAAUUCCCCUUUAAGGUGUACUGUACACUUGAAUAAUGGCAUUUAGCGAUUGGAAACAACAAAACUAACAGUUAUAUUGGACAACAAUCACUGGUUUAUUAUACACAGUGCUUGAAAACGAUAAGAGAUAAGCCCUACUGUUUGAAACCUUGUAAACAAUAAGAGAUAAUAGGCCCUAUUGGUUGAAAACUUGUGCCUGUGUAUUAGAAACUUGGUGCCACGGUGCGUUAGUAAGACCUUGGCUUGCUAAUCUAGAGCUCUGAGGUGUUCCAUCCCUGCAUGGUUCCCCCUUGUCAGUCGUACAGGACGGAUGGCCUGGCAAGGGACAACAUAUGGUAGUUCAGAUAGCCCCCCAAAAACGAGGUUGUGUGUACAUAUUGGCGUGCAUAUAAAAGAACCUGAAACAGAUGGAAUUCGAUAUAAGAGUAGGUCGUAGCGCCAAUGUCCAGGCGAAAUAUCUAUCAUAGCACAUUGCAUGACGUAUGCCCAUCUUCGUUAGCUCAGUUGGAGCAGAACAGUAGGACGUUAAACCCCAAUCAUUUCAUUUCUGUAUAAUAAACCAAUGAUUUUUGCCCCAUAUAACAUAAAACAUUGAAUAAUAAUAUUAGGAAGUGAACAUAAAGUAAAUAUAAAUACUUGCUAGAAAGAAUGUGAAAUAUGAUGACGGUAUUUUUAUUUUAGCUUUAAACUGUUUUUGUGUAAAUAAUGUUUUGUUAUAAAUAAUGCUCAAGUGUCAAAUAAAAGUUAUCGAAUAUGA